Molecule: messenger RNA, 4815 nt
Organism: Closterium sp. NIES-65
Lineage: Eukaryota; Viridiplantae; Streptophyta; Zygnematophyceae; Desmidiales; Closteriaceae
Source: the annotation of a GenBank genome assembly
AUGCUACCGUACCUCUUCCCUGACCUUGCUGCCUUUCCCACAGUUGCUGACCUCAUUACGCACCUUCGCACUAGUGACACUCGCUACCGCGCUGCGCUUCUUGCUGAUCGGUCGGCGCUGCGUCUGCCCCGAGCGAGAGACGCCGCACCGGCAAGGGCAAGGGGGGCAAGGGUACUGGAGGGGCUAGCGGGGGUGGCGGAGGUGGCGGUGGAGGCAGUGGAGGGGGUGGGGGUGGUGGUGGGAGUGGUGGCGGGGGUGGAGGGGUCGGUGGCGGCAGUGGAGGCGGAGGCGGCGGCAGCGGUGGCGGUGGGAGCGGAGGUGGCGGAGGUGGCGGCGGUGGAGGAGGCAGCAGCGGAGGAGGUGGAGCUAGUCGAGGUGGCGCUGCGCAGAGGGUCGGCUCCGGUGGUGGUCAGCGCCAGCAGCAGCAGCGCACUCGUGACAUCCCCCCCCCCUCAGCAGCUCCGUGAGUGGUACGCUGCACGCCAGCGGGGUGGGGGUACUGGUCCGUGCAGCUACGACCUACGCACCGGCGACCGCGCGGGUGAGCAGUGCGGGGGUGCGCACUCCACCCAGUGCUGCUUUGGCCGCCUGACGGACGCUUGGUGUCACCAGUUCCCUGAGGCCACUAAGAUCCCCCGCUCGGGCGAGCUGUCUAGGGCGGGAGUAGCUGUCUUUGACCUUGACUUUGAUGCUAUUCUUGCUGCCAUGUAUGCUGUAACUACUAGUGAUGAGGGUGACUGUUACCGGUGUUUUCCGCCCGGCCCGGGCAUUGAGACUGCUGCUCUAGGUACUGGUGAGGCUGCUGCUCUAGGUGCUAGCGAGGCUGCUGCUCUAGAUGCUAGUGCGUCUGCUACCUCAGGUGCUGGUGAGUCUGCUCUCUCAGGUACUGCGUCGGCUUCAGCCUCCCACACCUUCACCCUUGACUCAGGGGCUUCUCGCUCCUUCUUUCGAGACCGCACCAUACUCACGCAGCUUGGUCGGCCAGUUGCAGUCUCUCUGGCAGACCCCUCUGGGGGUCCUGUUCUUGCUCACUUCUCCACUGUCCUCCCGUGUGCGGCGGCCCCCUCUGGCACCCUAUCUGGUCUUUACCUCCCCUCGUUCUCUACGAACUUGGUGAGUGGUGCUGACCUACAGGAUGCGGGGGUUCACCAGUUCACUCCUGCGAGCCAGCGGGUGACCCACUGCACGGACACUCAGACGGGCCGACACUUGGCCACGUUUACACGUCGGCCGGGGUCGAGCCUGUACACACUGACCACUGGGUCCCCUCCUGUCCCUGCUUCUGGCCAGGUAGCUGCGUCGGGUCAGGUGUUUGCUGCUGCGUCCAGGUCUGGUCCUGAGUCUGCCCCCUACUCGUGUCGCCUCCUGUCUCACGAGACUCUCCUCUGGCACCACCGCCUUGGUCACCCCUCCCUGCUUCGUCUCCGAGGCAUCGCCUCCCGUGUCCUUGUCUCUGGUCUUCCCUGGUCCCUCCCUCCCCUACCUCCGGGGCCUGCCCCUACCUGCGUCCCCUAUGUCGAGGGGCGGCAGCGGGCUGCCCCUCACUCCUCCCAGUUUCCUCCGACAGAGGCCCCGCUGCAGACGCUUCACAUGGACGUGUGGGGCCCCGCCCGCGUCCGUGGACAGGGUCACGAGCGCUACUUCCUGCUUGUGGUUGUUGACUACUCGCGUUACACCACAGUCUUCCCCUUGCGCAGCAAGGGUGAUGUCACUGAGGUGUUGAUCGACUGGAUCCGCGCAGCUCGUCUCCAGCUCAGGAAGAGUUUCGGCUCGGACUUUCCUGUUCUGCGUCUGCACUCUGACAGAGGCGGAGAGUUCUCCUCUGGCCUUCUGCGAGCCUACGGUCGUGCACGAGGCAUCCGCCAGACCUUCACGCUUCCGGACUCUCCACAGCAAAAUGGGAUUGCUGAGCGCCGCAUUGGCAUGGUCAUGGACGUCGCUCGUACGUCCAUGAUGCAUGCGGCUGCCCCUCAUUUUCUGUGGCCGUUUGCGGUUCGGUACGCGGCGCAUCAGAUCAACCUUCAGCCAAGGGUCUCCAUGCCGGAGACCUCCCCAGCUUUGCUGUGGACGGGGAAGGUUGGCGAUGCGUCUGCGUUCCGUGUCUGGGGAUCUAGGGUGUUUGUCCGCGACUUGUCUGCGGACAAGCUGUCCCCUCGUGCUGCUCCCUGCGUCUUCCUUGGCUUCCCCCCUGACACGCCAGGGUGGCAGUUCUACCACCCCACCUCUCGCCGAGUAGACACAGUCGAGCCUGUCGAGGUCGCUGGUGACUCUGGUGCUGCUGGGGGUGCUGAGCCUGGGGGUGCUGAGUCUGAGGGUGCUACGACUGGGGGUACUGAGCCUGGGGGUGCUGAGUCUGGGGGUGCUGAGCCUAGGGGUGCUGAGUCUGGGGGUGCUGAGCUUGGGGGUGCUACGACUGGGGGUGCUGAGCCUGGGGGUGCUACGCCUGGAGGUGCUGCGCCUGGGGGUGAGGAGCCUGAGGGAGCUGGACCUGCUCGUGUGGCGUCUGGCAGUGCUGGGCCUGGCGGUUCACCGGGUGCUCCGUCUAGACGGGAGCCACUCUCUCCACAGGAGGUGCAUGAGUGGUUUGCCCGGCGCUGGAGACGUGCUGCUGGAGCUGGAGGUCCUUCGGCUACUGAGGGUGCUGGUGCCACGGGUCCCGGAGGUGCUCGUACAGGGAGUACAGGAGCUGCUGGGCCUACGGGUAGUACUGGAGCUGGAGCCAUUGCGUCGUCUCGUGGUCCGACUGGAGCUGGAGCUGCUGAGGGUGUUGGCGCUGAGAGUGCUGCUGGCGGUACUGGAGGCAGUCCUGCUGGGGGUGCUACUGGUGUUGCUGGAGGUCCUGGAGCUACUGGAGCUGCUGGGGGUACUGGAGCUGGAGGUGCUGCUGGCGCUGGUGCUACCACUGGGGGUACUGGUGCUGUCCCUACUCUGUCUGGAGUCGCUGAGCGGCCUCGGCCGUACUUCGUUCAGCUCCUUGAGCAGGUUCUUGGUCUCCCGCCUUCUACUGGUCCUCCUCCGUUAGAGUGUCCACAGCCUGUCCCGUCGCAGUUACAGUUACAGGCGGCCUCCCCACUGCCCGCUCCUUCUCCCUACACUGGUCCUACUGGAGGUCUUGCUGAGCGUCGUGAGCCUGCGUCUCGCCCUGCGUCGCCUGUCCGUGCUGCUCGCACUAGUGGUCGUGGCUCGCGUCAGCGUCCUCCUCCUGUCCCUGGCAUGCACCGGAUGUCUCUGCGUCCAUCCACUGCUCCUCUGCGUGCCCCUUUACCUUCUCCUCCUGAGUCCUCUCUUCCUGCUCUUGCUGACCCGGAGUUGGACUCUCUUCGUGCUGCGAGUCCUACUGUCACGCGUCUACUGGCUACUGUUGUCACUGCCCCUUCCUUUCAGUCCACUGCUGGGUCUGCCCUAGUUGCUGAGCUCGUCGACUUUGCUGCUCGCUGUCGUCUAGACUACGCUGCUAGUCUUGUUGCUGAGUCUGAGUCUGUCUGUCCUCCGUCCGUCGGGGGUGAGUGUGCCCUUGGCACGGACGUCCUUGAGGACAGGCAGGAUGAGUUCCAGUGUUUGGCUGCUGCUUCACCUCAUCUCGUGUCCGUACUGCUUACCCCUGAGGGAGACCCGGAUGCACUUGACAUCCCGACUCCGCGCUCUUACGCUGAGGCGAUAGAGGGUCUCUACUCUUCUCAGUGGAAGGCAGCUAUGGACGCAGAGAUGGCUUCCUGGAAAUCCACAGGCACCUACGUUGACGAGGUUCCCCCGCCUGGGGCGAACAUGGUCAGUGGCAUGUGGAUUUUCAGGGUGAAGCGGCCGCCGGGUUCUCCGCCUGUCUUCAAGGCGCGUUACGUGGCUCGUGGCUUCAGUCAGCGGCAGGGAGUUGACUACUUUCAGACCUUCUCUCCCACCCCAAAGAUGACCACUCUUUGGGUACUGCUGCAGAUAGCUGCUCACCGUGACUACGAGCUGCACUCUCUUGACUUCAGCACUGCUUUCUUGCAGGGCAGCCUGCACGAGGAGAUCUGGCUGCGUCGCCCACCUGGCUUCAUUGGGUCCUUUCUUCCUGGCACCCAGUGGAGCCUCCGGCGGCCAGUCUACGGUCUCCGCCAAGCACCGCUUGACACUGCUGGACUCGCCCACGUGAAGUCCGAGCUGCAGAAGAGACACAGGUGCACAGACCUGGGUGAACUGCGCAGCUACCUUGGCUUGCAGAUCACCCGGGACAGAGCACAUCGCACCAUUACCCUGACUCAGUCACACAUGGUGCAGCAGGUCCUUCAGCGCUUUGGCAUCACGUACUCCUUGCCUCAGGCCACUCCUCUGCCUACUCGCCACUCGCUCUCAGCUCUGCCUUCGGAUGAGUCCGUUGAUUCGAGUGGCCCGUACCCAGAGCUUGUUGGCUGCCUCAUGUACCUGAUGACCUGCACUCGACCUGACCUUGCAUACCCUCUUAGCAUUCUCGCACGCUAUGUUGCUCCUGGGAGACAUAGACGUUACUUCGCUGCAGCGAAGAGGGUGUUGCGCUACUUGUGCAGUACGUCGGGCAUGGGGCUUGUGCUUGGAGGGCAGAGUCCAGUGGUCCUCACUGGGCACGCAGACGUUUCUUGGGCUGACGACCAGGCUACGCAGCGGUCGUCACAGGGUUACACCUUCAGCCUUGGUUCCGGCUAUGUUUCGUGGCGGGCUACCCGCUCGUCUUCUGUUCUCGGCUCCAGUUGUGAGGCUGAGAUCUACGCGGGGGCCAUGGCUGCACAGGAGCUUUGGUGGCUCACCUACCUGCUGACUGACCUCGGAGAGCUGCUCGUUCUCCUUCAGUGCAGUACGUAG